Molecule: messenger RNA, 3024 nt
Organism: Gigantopelta aegis
Lineage: Eukaryota; Metazoa; Mollusca; Gastropoda; Neomphalida; Peltospiridae
Product: U3 small nucleolar RNA-associated protein 6 homolog
Exons: 22
Coding region: 61-1830 (589 amino acids)
Biological process (GO): maturation of SSU-rRNA from tricistronic rRNA transcript (SSU-rRNA, 5.8S rRNA, LSU-rRNA)
Cellular component (GO): small-subunit processome; Pwp2p-containing subcomplex of 90S preribosome
Molecular function (GO): protein binding; snoRNA binding
Source: RefSeq, a predicted model, not a curated record
GUGGUUUUGUUGUUGACAUCUGAAGUAACAUUAGAACGUUAGACAAGACUUUUUGGCACCAUGGCAGAAUUUGUUCAGCAAAGUAUUGAGGAAAUGAUUCCAGAAUUGGAGCAAAUGCAAAGGAUUGGACUUUUUGAAAAGUCUGAAACAAGGAAAAUUUUAAAGAAGCGACAAGCAUUUGAAUACAAACUGAGAAGAAAAACAAAGUGUAAAGAAGACUUUUUGCAAUACAUUCAGUACGAGAUCAAUGUCCUUGCCAUGGUGAAGCACAGAAGGGAGAAACUUCACCAUGCCUUCAAAAGACUGGAAAUUGAAGUUUCCAUUAUGCAGAGAAUUCACAAGUUGUUUCGGCUGGUGUGCAAUAGAUUCCAGUAUGAUGUCAAACUUUGGUUAUCUCACAUCCAAUUUGCCAAAGCUGGGAAUGAAAAGGCCACUGUUAGUCGGCUGUUUACAAGAAUGCUACAAGUUCACAACAAGAAGUCAGAGUUGUGGAUUCUGGCUGCUAAAUGGGAGUUUGAGGAAAACAUCAGUCCCGACAACGCUCGCAGUCUGAUGCAGAGAGGACUCCGGUUUAAUCCUGAGUCGAAGAAACUCUGGCUUGAGUACUACAGGCUAGAACUUUUAUACACAGACAUGUUGCGGAAACGAAAAGCUCUUUUGGGGAUUGCUGAAAAUGUUAAAAAGGACAAUGAUGCAAUAAUUGAGGGGAAAGUAGCAUUUGUAGUUUACAAGAAUGCUCUUGAAUCCAUUUCAGGUGAUGUUAAUUUUCUUCUGUCAUUCAUUCCAAUCUGUAAACUGUUUGACUUCACACAAAACCAGGAAGAACACAUGUUCCAAGUUUUGCAAGACUUGUACUCAAAUUUGCCACUGACUUGGGAUGCUCUGGCAAAACGACAUUUAUACCAGCGAUAUCGAGGACAACCUGAAAAAGAAGGAGUGACCAAGAAGGAUGAAGCUGAAUGUCUCCAGGUUUACGAGGAAGCGGUGAAGGCUGUUCCCACGGCCGAAAUGUGGUCCCUCUACCUGAAGGCUGUCCUGAUGAUCAGACAAUGGCCCGGAGCAGACAAGCGUAGAGAAAAGCGCAACCGCCGAGCAUUAGAUUUAUUUGACACUGCAGCCAGGGAGAACAAAGUUUGUGAAGAUUUAUUCCGUGACUGGUUUGAACUGUUAGAAGAUCUGGAACUGUCUGAUAGACUGGUAGCUGUGUCUGAACUUGGGACGAAGCAGUUUCCUACAUCAGUGUCACUAUGGAAACAGUGUCUGUUGCUGCUCAUCAGAAGUGAAGUCAGUGAGGAGGAAUUGCUGUCUGUGUUUCACUUGUCACAGUCAAACAUCCCACCAAAGGAAAGUUGGCCUUUGUGGCAUGUGAUCCUUGACUUCUGUAUAGCCUCCAAGUCCACCCAACUCAAAGAUUUGUUUGAGAAAUGUGUGACGCUGUGUCGCGAAGUAUGUCAACCGGCCAAAGAACUCUACAUACAGUGGACGUACCUCAGCACAGGAAUCAAACCAGCCAGGAAACUCUACAAGAGACUUUCUCAAGCCAAACCAGUGUCAAUUGAUUUCUACAGGAAGUACAUCGCAAUAGAAAGUGCUCAGGAAAAAACGAAGAUGAAACUGAUACGACAAGCUUACGAUGAUGCCAUCCAAGAUUAUGGGUCAGCUGAAGCAGAUUUGUGGCUGGAGUAUGUGAAAGUUGAGAUGUUCCACCCUGACGGUCACCCGGAAAACACGGGACAGAUCCACUACCGAGCGAUCCGGGCACUGCCAGGGGAGGUCAGUCAGGAGUUUGUCCGCAAAUACACGCUCUUACAGACCGGAAACCUAACAUGAGAUCUUCGUAUAGAGUCAUCACAGGAUACUGUCUUAACAUCACAGGAUGGUGUCUUAACGUCACUAGAUAGUAUUUUAACAUCACAGGAUACUAUCUUAACAUCACCAGAUAGUAUCUUAACAUCACAGGAUGGUGUCUUAACGUCACUAGAUAGUAUCUUAACAUCACAGGAUACUAUCUUAACAUCACUAGAUAGUAUCUUAACAUCACAGGAUAGUAUCUUAACAUCACAGGAUGGUGACUUAACAUCACAGAAAACUGUCUUAACAUCAGAUGAUAUAUUUCCAAGUUGACAGGACAACAUAUUCUUAAACUGGAGAUAUCUUCUGAGUUGUAUUCUUCUGAUGUCACAGGCCAUCUUGUCUAAGCUGCCGAGUAUGCUGAUGUUUCUUUUUUUCACAGUAGAUUUUUCUCCAAAUUACAUGAUUUUUUUUAGUUAGCAUAUUUUUAUCUGGGUUCAUGGGAUAUUUAUCGAAGCUCAUAUGUUCAAAAUGUAUUAUGAAAUUGUUAAAUAGAAGUGUGUACACUGUAGAAAUAGUCACAAACACACUUCAUUUAGGUUCUGGUUUUCUUUAUUGCUGGUUUUGUCUUUCGGUAAUCUGUAUGUUUAAAGGUGGAUGGCCUCAUUGCAACAUUAAUGGGUAGAUGCCAAAUAACUUUACUUUAAAGGGGCUGCAACUGCUAUCAAAUAAUUCUCAUUGUUUAUGCAGAGUUAUGUCCCUUACAUGUACGUUUUUAGCAUUUAGUUAUUCUUCUGAUUUUAUAUCAUUGGUAUGGUGAUUUAUGUGAAAAUGUUCGGUUAUAAAUAGUUCAUUGAUUUAUUAUUUUUCUUCAUAAUGUAUGUGAAUUGUCAUUUAAAAAAAAAAUCAUUAUGAAUUUUGUAAAACAAGAUGAUCAGCAGAUUAUGCACAUUAGCAUAGGCAGUGCGUUUCAAACAUUUGACCACUUUACAAUAAUUACUUCCCUUUUAAUAUUUCAAGUAGUCUGCCAACGUUUCCAUAAACUUUUUGUGCAACUAGUAUUUAGUAUUUACCCUGUUUAGUGAUGUCUUCAGAAGUACAACAGUUGACUUAUAAAUUUUGUUUUAAAGAUUACACAAUAUAGAAUGUAUGUAUAUUUCCAUUGUGUCAAUAAGAUGUGUAUGUUAUAAAUGGAUAUACUGAUGAAAAUAAACAUGUUUUGAAAAAGAAAAA